This is a messenger RNA of Linum tenue, 444 nucleotides long. The record is from the annotation of a GenBank genome assembly. Lineage: Eukaryota; Viridiplantae; Streptophyta; Magnoliopsida; Malpighiales; Linaceae.
AUGGACACUUUUCUUACUUCCAUCACAAUAUUAUUAAUAAUCUCUGCAACAAUUUUGCUUCCUUCAACUUCAGCUAUCAGCGUAUUGCCUUACCAUCAUGUACACAUAAAAAACCAACUGAGUAAUCCAAAAGCCACCUUACUGGUUCAUUGUAAAUCCAAAGAUGACGAUCUCGGGGUCCAGAAUAUUAUGGUAAACAACGAGUUUCAAUGGCGUUUCAAACGUAGUUUCAUAAUCAAGGACACGUUAUAUUGGUGUUAUCUGGCCCCAUCCACCAGCAACCAACACGCUGAUUUCGAGGCUUACGACGAUGCUCUUCAUGAAAGAGAGGUUGGUAAUAAUCUCUAUUGGAAGGCCAAAGAUGAUGGAGUCUACUUAUCGACGUUGAGAAAUGAUGGAACUUUUCAAGACUUUCUAUGGCAUCCUUGGAUUUCCGGAAAAUGA